This is a messenger RNA of Aspergillus aculeatus ATCC 16872, 933 nucleotides long. RefSeq lists its product as uncharacterized. Bases 1 to 933 code for a protein of 310 amino acids. NCBI's taxonomy places the organism in Eukaryota, Fungi, Ascomycota, Eurotiomycetes, Eurotiales, Aspergillaceae. The transcript is spliced from 3 exons. The record is from RefSeq and is a predicted model, not a curated record.
AUGCCAUCCUGUAAACUGCAUCUCCCCGACUCCCUCCUCGGAUGGCUCCACCUUCUCAUCCUAACCUACGCCAUCUUCAUAAUCCUAUCCCAUUGGCGCCAAAGACGUCCCCAAAACCGCCUUCGAGCAGCUCCCAUCCCCCACCCCCCAGGACCAGACCCCUCAAAGCAAGACCAAGCAGACCUCGCGAUAGACAUCCCCGGCCCCCGCCUCCCCUACAACGAAACCACCCUCGUCGCACUCAUCACCGAAAUCUACCGCACCUACCAGAAACUCAACUACAUCACCCCGGAUGAACUCAUCUGGCCCCCGGCCGAAGGAGCCGGCCACGCGAUCAACGAGCCCCUCUGCGCGGCCCUGCAUCUCGACCCCGCCGUGAUCUCGCUGAUGAAGCGCCUGCCCUACCCCCUGACCUCGCGGCUCGCCGAAACAGUCCCGAUCACCCCGCUCUCGCGCGCCUUCGUCUACCUCGAGGACGAGGAGAUCCGCGGCGGCCGGGAUCCCAAGCGGUACGGGCAUGUCGACGAGCUGCGAGGGGAUGUCUUGCGCCCGCAUGAGAUCGCGCUGAGCUGUUUCGCGGAUGAAGGGGAGUGUUUGGUUUUGGAUGUGGAGGAGAAUACCAUCCGAGUCUGGGAGUGGGAUGGGCUCCCGCCCAGCGGCGACGACGCCACUGACUUGCGCGCGUAUCACGCCCACCACGCCCCGACCUUUUUGUCGGAGCAUCUGGAGAAGCUGCGGGCUCUGCAGAUGAUUCCCUGUGGCCACAGCGGGGCGCGGGGCUACUGGGUUCUGGAUUCGGGCGAGGUGUAUCCUCGGAUUAAGAGAACACUGCAGGAACAGUACGGCUGGCCGUAUGAUUUCCGGGCGGCGGAGUGGAAGGCCGCUUCGGAGGAGACCUGGGAGCGGCUGUUGCGGUUUGAUCCGGCUUUUUAG